GAAAAUUUAUAUCCUGGAUGCUAAAUUACCUUCGAAAUAACUAGAUUAAACUUGAUAAAUAAUAAAAUCCAAAAACAUCCAAAACAAGAUUGGUAUGGACGAUCCUUCUGAUAGCUCCGUAACUUCCAUCGAAGAUGAUGAAGAGCGCACCGAUAACACGGAAAACUUUUGUGGCAAUCCGACUCGAGAUAUUCUUUCCGAAGGAUUUUUUCGAUUAUUUAAACCGGUGAUUGACGAUCUAGAUAAUAAUAUCCGCAGCGCCCGUAUAAGUCAAAUGGAAUUGCGUCAACAAUUGGACAAUUUGUCGGUGGAGAUGAAGAACCUAAACUUUGAAAAUGAUCCUCAACUUCACGAAUAUUUCAAACGUAUGGUACACGUAAAACAGAAGGUCAUCGUAAUUAUGAACAUUUUACAGGGAGCUCAGGAACGUCUAGUUUCCCUUUGCCAACAACAAGAGCAGUCAAUCCAGGGACAACCUCACAGUUAAACGAACUCAUUUUAACCAGCAAUAAAUCGUUUUUUUAUUUAUGAAAUACAA
This is a messenger RNA of Sabethes cyaneus, 538 nucleotides long. RefSeq names its product SNAPIN protein homolog (gene Snapin). Gene Ontology annotation, biological process: lysosome localization; regulation of synaptic vesicle exocytosis; synaptic vesicle exocytosis. Gene Ontology annotation, cellular component: BLOC-1 complex; synaptic vesicle; BORC complex. The coding region runs from base 95 to 487 and encodes 130 amino acids. Gene Ontology annotation, molecular function: SNARE binding. Lineage: Eukaryota; Metazoa; Arthropoda; Insecta; Diptera; Culicidae. The transcript has 2 exons. The record is from RefSeq and is a predicted model, not a curated record.